AUGGAGGGCGGCAAGGAGGCGGAGGGGUUUGAAGGGUCAUGGCAGAGUCCUAAGAAAGGUCAGUCACUUACGACCUCGACCGCGCCAAAUACCACCCCCGAGGAGGCCUCGGCGUUGUUUACUGAAGAACCAGUAACUGCGUCCCAGGAGAGCCGCGGAGUCGUCCAGAAGGCCUCAGAGGUCUGCACGGAUUCCAGCUUCGCCUCGCCUGCCCGGGUGUGCGGUGAUUUCACGCCGCCGUGCCGCAUGCAGCCCGCCUUGCACUGCUGCUGCGAGCCGAGCACCCAGAAGCAGGACUCCUGGGAGGCGCUGCAAGUCCCCGAGCCCGGCGCUCCAGGGUUGCCCUGGACCCCAGUUUGCCAGAUCCCCCCGGAGCUGCCGCCGCGGGGCCAGUGCCUCAUCCAUAACUGGGUGGAGGAGAGAGCUACCAAUGAGCUGGACCGGGUCCUAAAUCGUGAGGAAAGCGAGGGUUACCGCUUCCGCCACGGACACGUGGGACUGCUGACCCUGGAGUUGUCCUCCCCCCAUGCCUCCAGGACCACCCAAAAGGAUUCCUACCAGCACCCAGGGGAUCCUCGGAAAGCCCUCCGAGGGAAGAAAGAAGCCAUGCUGGAACUACUUCUGCACCACGAGAUUCGGAAGGAGGUAAAGCAGGCGCAGGGCCCACCACAUUAUUGCAAUUAUGAAUCUGUAACGCAUCGUGAUUAUCAGAGGAAGCUGGAGCAACCGUGCCUACCACCUCCCACCAAGCCUCAUAGCCUGAUGGAGCAGCCGGAGACCUUCUGGCUACAAAAUGCUAAACAGCUCCCGGGUGUCAGCAAUAUCCGGACAUAUGACACCCCAUUUCGAAAAAACUGUAGUUUUUCAACACCUGUUUCUCUGUCUCUGGAACAGCCCUUACCCUACAGCUCUGCAAACUACCCUCCACUUUGAGGGGAAAAUGGUAGGAGAGAAGCAGCUUGGUUAAUGGGAUUGGGGAAAAUAAAUCA
Molecule: messenger RNA, 989 nt
Organism: Gracilinanus agilis (Agile Gracile Mouse Opossum)
Lineage: Eukaryota; Metazoa; Chordata; Mammalia; Didelphimorphia; Didelphidae
Gene: SPAG8
Product: sperm associated antigen 8
Exons: 6
Coding region: 1-933 (310 amino acids)
Biological process (GO): positive regulation of transcription by RNA polymerase II
Cellular component (GO): cytoplasm; nucleus
Molecular function (GO): microtubule binding
Source: RefSeq, a predicted model, not a curated record